AUGCCGCCGCCGCCCGGGCCGGCCGCCGCCCUGGGCACCGUGCUGCUGCUGCUCCUGCUGGCCUCGGAGUCCGCGCACACCGUGAUGCUGCGGGCGCGCGAGGCGGCGCAGUUCCUGCGGCCCAGGCAGCGCCGCGCGUACCAGGUCUUCGAGGAGGCCAAGCAGGGCCACCUGGAGAGGGAGUGUGUCGAGGAGCUGUGCAGCAAGGAGGAGGCCCGGGAGGUGUUCGAGAACGACCCCGAGACGGAAUACUUUUAUCCCAGAUACUUAGACUGCAUUACUAAACAUGGAUCUCCGUACACAAAAAACCCAAACUUUGUUCAGUGCGUUCAAAACCUGCCUGACCAGUGCUCUCCAAACCCCUGCAGUAAGGAGGGGACCCAAGUCUGCCAAGACCUCAUGGGCAACUUCUUCUGCCAGUGCAAAGCCGGCUGGGCGGGACGGCUCUGUGACAAAGAUGUCAACGAAUGCAGCCAGAAGAACGGGGGGUGCAACCAGAUAUGCUACAACAAGCCGGGCAGCUUCCACUGCGCCUGCUACAGCGGCUACGAGCUCUCCCGGGACAGCCGGAUCUGCCAAGACAUAGAUGAGUGUGCAGAUGCGGACGCCUGCGGGGAGGCGCGCUGCAGGAACCUGCCUGGCUCCUACUCCUGCCUGUGCGACGAGGGCUACGCAUUCAUCUCCCAGGAGAAGGCCUGCCGAGAUGUGGACGAGUGCACGGAGGGGCGCUGUGAGCAGGCCUGCGUCAAUGCCCCGGGGACCUACACCUGCCACUGCAACGGACGCGGGGGCCUCAAGCUGUCCCGGGACAUGAACACCUGCGAGGACAUUCUGCCCUGUGUGCCUCUCAAUGUGGCCAGAAGCAUGAAGUCCUUGUACCUGGGCCGCAUGUUCAGCGGGACGCCAGUGAUCAGGCUGCGCUUCAAAAGGCUUCAGCCCACGAGAUUGGUGGCCGAGUUCGACUUCAGGACCUUUGACCCCGAAGGCAUCCUUUUCUUUGCUGGAGGCCAUCAAGGCAGCAACUGGAUCGUCCUGGGCCUGCGAGCUGGGCGGCUGGAGCUGCAGCUCCGCUAUCAGGGCGUCGGCCGCGUCACCAGCAGCGGGCCCAUCAUCAACCACGGCAUGUGGCAGACGGUCUCCAUUGAGGAGCUGGAGCAGAGUCUGGUCAUCAAGGUGAACAAGGAUGCUGUGAUGAAGAUCGUGGUGGCCGGGAAUCUGUUUCAGCAGGUCAGGGGCCUGUACCACCUCAACCUCACCGUGGGAGGCAUUCCCUUCAAGGAGAAAGACCUCGUCCAGCCUAUAAACCCCCGCCUGGAUGGCUGCAUGAGGAGCUGGAACUUGAUGAACGGCGAAGACACCACCAUUCAAGAAACAGUGAAAAUGAACACGAAGAUGCAGUGCUUCUCUGUGACUGAGAAAGGUUCCUUCUAUCCGGGCAAUGGGUUUGCCUUCUACAGCCUUGACUACGCACGAACAUCCCCGGACGUUGGGACCGAGACAACCUGGGAAGUAGAGGUCGUGGCUCAGAUCCGCCCCGCCACCGACACGGGGGUGCUGUUCGCUCUGGUGGGUGACAACCACACCGUCGCCCUCUCCGUGGCCCUGGUCGACUACCACUCCACCAAGAAGCUCAAAAAGCAGCUGGUCAUCCUGGCUGUGGAGAACGUCACCCUGGCCCUGAUGGAGAUCAAAGUCUGUGACAGCCAAGAGCAUGUGGUGAACAUCUCCGUGGCGGAGGGAGGGGCCACCCUGGCUGUGGACGGCACCAAAGGCCAGAGUGAAGUGAGCCCCGUGGAGCUGCAAGAGAGGCUGGCUGUCCUCGGGAGGCGCCUGCAGGGCCCUUUGCUCACCUUCGUCGGGGGACUGCCAGAUGUGCCGGUGACCUCAGCACCGGUCACGGCUUUCUACCACGGCUGCAUGACGCUCGAGGUCAACCAGAAGGCGCUGGACCUGGAUGAGGCCUCCUACAAGCACAGCGACAUCACGUCGCACUCCUGUCCCCCCGUCAAGCCGGCCAGCCCCUAG
Molecule: messenger RNA, 2025 nt
Organism: Pipistrellus nathusii (Nathusius's pipistrelle)
Lineage: Eukaryota; Metazoa; Chordata; Mammalia; Chiroptera; Vespertilionidae
Source: the annotation of a GenBank genome assembly